This is a messenger RNA of Galdieria sulphuraria, 2094 nucleotides long. Its product is annotated as MFS transporter, SP family, sugar:H+ symporter. The coding region runs from base 182 to 1855 and encodes 557 amino acids. Gene Ontology annotation, cellular component: membrane. Gene Ontology annotation, molecular function: myo-inositol:proton symporter activity. NCBI's taxonomy places the organism in Eukaryota, Rhodophyta, Bangiophyceae, Galdieriales, Galdieriaceae. Gene Ontology annotation, biological process: transmembrane transport. The record is from RefSeq and is a predicted model, not a curated record. The transcript has a single exon.
AAGAAGUAGGAUUAAUGAGAGAAGGGCUUAUAGAAAAUGUCCACAUGAAAGGACGCCAAUGCAGUCAAUGAUUGGUUAGUUGACAACUCGUCGUGCCGGCAUCGUCAACUGGACAAUAUGAAAGGAGGGAACUGAAGUCUAUUAAAGGCGUAACAUUUCCCAUUUUUUGUUGUCUUCGAGGAUGGAGGCUAUAACCGAAUUCCAGCAAGCUGCGGAACCCAAAAAUGAAGACUACGACUCGACAGAACUUCAGAAAGAAGCUGGUGUAACCGACUUGGAUGAUGAAUACCUUACCGAAGAGGAAAGACUGCACCCUUGGCGUCAAACUCGCACCUUUUAUUGGUCCGUGAUAGUUGCCUCAGUAGCAGUUCUUUUCUAUGGUAUUGACAUAACUGCCAUAAGUGGUGCUCAAGUUGGUUAUAUUCCUCACUUUGGUUUGGAAAAUCGAACGUAUCAUCAGGGAGUAAUGGUAUCCUGUAUUUACUUUGGUUGUUUUGUGGGUGUUUUUAUUGCACUAUUUACAAAUACAUACUUUGGAAGAAGAUUUACUAUAUCUCUAGCUUCUUUUAUUUCCACUGGUGCCUGCAUUUGGGAGGCAGUUUCUCCAUCAUGGCAAGUUUUUAUUCCUGGACGUAUUAUUCUCGGGUUUUCUUAUGGCAUGAUUGGUGAGACGGCACCUGUUUACUUGGCAGAAAUGUCACCUGCAAGUAUUCGUGGAGCUAUUGUUUCUCUUUAUCAACAAGUUGUGACCAUUGGUAUCUUCCUUGCAUAUCUCUGCAACCUUAUCUUUGUCUGGGUCAAUUAUCAAAAUGUUGGUUGGCGAAUUAUGAUUGGUUUUCCUAUGGUGCCUUCUGUUAUUGAAAUGUUUCUUAUUUGGACGGUGCCAGAAUCGCCUAGGUGGCUCAUUAAGAGGAGAAGAUAUGAGGAUGCCAAGAGGAAUCUUUUCAAGUUACGUCGUACAGCAGAAACUGCAGAAAGGGACUUUGUACGAAUCAAGAAAGGUGUAGAGGAAGAUGAAAUUUUACAAAAGGGAAAGAAUCUACUGGUUGAAGUAAUUCGUGUUCCUUAUAUCAGAAGAGCUCUCUUGAUUGGAAUCAUGGAAAUGCUUUUCCAACAAAUGAGUGGUAUGAAUGUAUUUAUGAACUACAUUGAUGAAGUCUUUGAGGAGAAUAUCAAUAUGGGAGCGAGAACCUCAGUUGCAGUAAGUCUGUUUCCAGGUUUUGUCAAUAUGGUAGCUACUGUGAUUGUAUACUUUACUAUUGAUCGAUAUGGAAGAAGGACUUUGCAGUUGGUUACAUUCCCUGUUAUGUUUCUCAUGUUAUUGAUGGUCCUGUUUUCUUUCUAUGGAGAUAAGAAAGUGAAUUUGGCAUUCUUCAUUAUUGGCGUUGUUUUCUUCAUUGUUGCUUACAGUCCUGGAGCAGGACCAGUUCCUUGGACUUUUUGUGCCGAAGUAUUUCCUACUUAUGUUCGUGCAGCAGGUACCACGAUUACUACAUUCUUUGUGAAUGCUUUCAACUUUGCACUUUCCUUCUCUUGGCCAUCUAUGAAGGCAGCAUGGGGACCACAAGGAGGCUUUGGGUUCUAUGCUGGAUUCAACUUUCUUGGUAUUGUGAUGCAAUUCUUAUUUUUACCAGAAACCAAAGGCUUCACUUUGGAACAGAUGAGAGUAGUAUUUGAGGAAGGUUUAUUUACCAUUGCAGCUUAUCAUUGUCGUGCUGGAUGGAGAUCUUUGCGCAAGUUAUUGGGACUUUCAGUUCCAGAUACACCUCUUGUUUCUCCUUAUGACAAGGCAUUUGCUAUUGAUCGUGCCAAAAGAGAAGAGGAGAUGAUGCAUGCUGGUGAAGUUUCUAAAUAGUGUUUUGUUUGUUAUGAUUCUAAAAGAGUGAUAUGACUUAUGUUGUUUGUCUUUUGCAGGUAUUACUGACGAAUAAAAGCUUAUAGAGAGAUACUUACGGAAGCCAAGUCCCCUGAAAUUGGGAGGGCAAUUGACAGAACAAUUCAAAUGUUUUCAUUUUCUAUUGCCAAAGAGUUUUCGAAAUUCAGUUGAAGCACAACGUGGAAGCAAUGGAUUGGAAGAAAAAAUGCUCCAUUGCA